Molecule: messenger RNA, 329 nt
Organism: Cooperia oncophora
Lineage: Eukaryota; Metazoa; Nematoda; Chromadorea; Rhabditida; Trichostrongylidae
Source: the annotation of a GenBank genome assembly
AUGGUCAUUCGAAGAGAAGGAAAUUGCAGGGGUCGAGAAUUUCAAGUCCGUCAUCUACAAUAUUCAAGGUGGCCAGAUCAUUCGUCACCACUCAAAACUAAUACAGCUCUUCAACUCCACAGAGAAAUUAUCGACAGUAAUCCCCAAUAUCCGAUACUUAUUCAUUGUUCAGCUGGUAUUGGUCGGACGUGCACACUCAUUGGUGUAGAGAUGAUACUGGAGAGUGUGUUGGCGAACAAGUUCCAUUCUGGUACAGCGAUCGUCAGAGCAUUGCGGCGUUCACGAGCAGGAGCUGUACAAAAAGCCAUACAAUUUCUUUUCAUGCUCUA